This is a messenger RNA of Dama dama (fallow deer), 1806 nucleotides long. It is a transcript of the gene GALNTL6, whose product is annotated as polypeptide N-acetylgalactosaminyltransferase like 6. Bases 1 to 1806 code for a protein of 601 amino acids. The record is from RefSeq and is a predicted model, not a curated record. Gene Ontology annotation, cellular component: Golgi apparatus. NCBI's taxonomy places the organism in Eukaryota, Metazoa, Chordata, Mammalia, Artiodactyla, Cervidae. The transcript is spliced from 12 exons.
AUGAAGAGGAAACAGAAGAGAUUUCUGCAGAUGACUUUGUUAUUCAUGGUGGCUUUAAUUUUCCUGCCCAAUAUCGGCCUCUGGUCUCUAUACAAGGAGAAGCACCUGGUGAAAUCCCCUGAGCCCGGGGAGCCGCAGACAUUCCCACUGGGCCUGGGAGAUGGGCAGUUCUAUGCAUGGACAGAUGGUUUGAGAAGAAAGGACUGGCAUGACUAUGGCAGCAUGCAGAAAGAGGCUAUGCGCUCAGGGAAAGGGGAACAUGGAAAACCUUACCCCCUCACUGAGGAGGACCAUGAUGACUCAGCUUACAGGGAAAACGGUUUCAAUAUUUUCGUCAGCAACAACAUCGCUCUAGAGAGGUCCCUGCCAGAUAUCCGGCACGCCAACUGUAAGCACAAGAUGUACCUGGAAAGGCUGCCAAACACCAGCAUCAUUAUCCCGUUCCAUAACGAAGGCUGGACCUCCCUCCUCCGGACCAUACACAGCAUCAUCAACCGGACCCCGGAGAGUCUGAUCGCAGAAAUCAUCCUGGUUGAUGACUUCAGUGAUAGAGAACACUUGAAGGAGAAGCUGGAAGAGUACAUGGCUCGGUUUUCCAAAGUGAGGAUUGUCCGCACCAGGAAAAGGGAAGGGCUGAUCCGGACCCGACUCCUGGGGGCGUCCAUGGCCAGAGGCGAGGUCCUGACGUUCCUCGACUCCCACUGUGAGGUCAACGUCAACUGGCUGCCCCCGCUCCUCGACCAAAUUGCACUAAACCACAAGACCAUUGUUUGCCCCAUGAUCGACGUCAUCGACCACAAUCACUUUGGGUACGAGGCGCAAGCCGGGGAUGCCAUGCGUGGUGCCUUCGACUGGGAAAUGUACUACAAGAGGAUCCCCAUCCCACCAGAGCUGCAGAGGGCGGACCCCAGUGACCCUUUUGAGUCUCCCGUUAUGGCUGGAGGUCUCUUUGCCGUGGAUCGCAAAUGGUUUUGGGAGUUGGGUGGCUAUGAUCCAGGUCUGGAGAUCUGGGGAGGAGAGCAGUAUGAAAUUUCUUUCAAGGUCUGGAUGUGUGGAGGAGAAAUGUUUGACGUUCCAUGUUCCAGGGUCGGUCAUAUCUACAGAAAGUACGUCCCUUAUAAAGUUCCAUCUGGGACCAGCCUGGCGAGAAACCUGAAGCGGGUGGCAGAGACCUGGAUGGACGAGUUCGCCGAGUACAUUUACCAGCGGCGCCCGGAGUACCGGCACCUGUCCCCCGGGGACCUCUCGGCGCAGAAGGAGCUGCGCAGACAGCUCAAGUGCAAGGACUUCAAGUGGUUCAUGGCAGCCGUGGCCUGGGAUGUGCCCAAGUACUACCCUCCGGUGGAGCCCCCGCCCGCAGCCUGGGGGGAGCUUCGAAACGUGGCAGCAAACCUCUGUGUGGACAGCAAGCAUGGAGCCACAGGGACCGAGUUAAGGCUGGACAUCUGUGUCAAGGACGGUUCUGAGAGGACCUGGUCUCAUGAGCAGCUCUUCACCUUCGGCUGGAGAGAGGAUAUCCGGCCAGGCGAGCCCCUGCACACUCGGAAGUUCUGCUUCGAUGCCGUGUCCCACAGCAGCCCCGUCACUCUCUACGACUGUCAUGGCAUGAAGGGGAACCAGCUCUGGGGCCAUCGGAAGGACAGAACGUUGUUCCAUCCUGUGAGUAACAGCUGCAUGGACUGUAACCCUGCAGAGAAGAAGAUCUUCAUGGCCAGAUGCGAUCCUCUCUCAGAGACUCAGCAGUGGGUUUUUGAACAUAUUAAUAUGACUAUUUUAGAAAAAUUUAACUACCAUGCCAGUUCCUAG